UUAUUUUAAACGAAUUUUCUGUGCACAAGCUAAGGUGACUUCUUUAGCAAGAGUGGUACCACUCGUAACAGUAUACCAACGGUCAUCCGUUCAAUAAGUGAGUGAUAGAUUGCAAAGGAAUAUAUUUUGCCAUUUUGCAUUUGACUUGAAACUUAGUGCCGAUUAUAUUUACACUCCGCGCCGGUCGAUUUGUGUUUGUGUGCUUCUUUUUAUUGACUUCUUUUUGUUAUUUUAACACAUUUGUGGAUACUUUUGUAUAAGGCAUGCCGGAACCAACAGAAGUAGUCAUAUCCGGUAUUGCUGGAAGAUUUCCAGAAUGCGACUCCACCGAAGAGUUCAAAGAAAAAUUAUUUAACAAUGCCGAUUUGUUGACAGUCGACAACAGAAGAUGGCCACCAGGUAUGUACGGGGUACCAGCUAGGACUGGCAAACUGAACGAAGUCAACAGGUUUGACGCAGAAUUCUUUGGAGUUCACUCUAAAUUGGCCAACUCUAUGGACGUUCAGCUUAGGAUAUUGUUGGAAGUCACACACGAAGCGAUUAUGGACGCAGGUGUAAACCCACAAGAUAUCCGAGGCACCAAGACAGGCGUGUACGUCGGUAUGAUGACUACCGAAUCUGCGGACUACUUUGAGCGCACUCCGGAGAAAAUGACCGGAUACGAGACCAUCGGAGCCAUUAGGUCCAUGCUGGCCAACAGGCUUUCGUUUCAGUUUAACUUUAACGGUCCGAGCGUUGCAGUGGAUACCGCGUGUUCGAGUGCACUGUUUUGUUUGCACGAAGCUAUCACAGCAAUUAAAACCGGACAAUGCGAAGGGGCCAUUGUGGCGGGAACGAAUUUAUUAUUAAAACCGGCUCUUUCCGUCAUGUACCACAGAUACAACAUGCUCAGCCCGACCGGAACCAGUAGACCUUUUGACAUUGGCGCUAACGGUUAUGUGAGAAGUGAAGCUAUUGUCGCUAUAUACAUUAGAAAAUCGAAAGAUGCCAAACGGAUUUACGCUACGGUGGCGGGAACAUCUUCCAACACUGAUGGAUUCAAAACGGAAGGCGCUACUUAUCCUUCACAGUUCAUACAGAGUCAAUUGAUCAGAGAAACCUAUGCCCGUGCAAAUUUGAAACCUACCGACGUUCAUUACGUGGAAGCUCACGGAACCGGGACGGGGGUAGGCGACAGACAAGAACUGAACGCGAUUUCUGAUGUAUUCUGCGUUGGUCGUACAAGUCCUUUGCUUAUCGGUUCGGUCAAGUCGAACGUGGGCCACACUGAGCCAGUAUCGGGAUUGGUAUCCAUAGCAAAGGUUAUUUACGCUUUGGAAACGGGCGUUAUACCGGCAAACAUCAAUUUUGAGACAUUGAACCACAAUAUACCCAAACUUGUUAGCGGUGAACUCGAGGUCGUCAAAGAGAAAACUCCACUUCCGGGUGAUUUGGUCUCGAUCAACUCGUUCGGUGUGGGAGGAUCUAACGUUCACGUUAUACUCAGAGCCAAUAGCAAAAGCUCACAGUCUGUUGCUCUACCAAAAGUCGACAUUCCUAGGCUAGUGUUUCUGGCAGGAAGAACCAGAGAACUGUUGAACGAACAAUUUGAAGUUAUAGAAAAACACUCAAACGACGUGGACUUCUUGACUUUGAUCGAUGACAUUUACAAGUCGCCCAUUCCCGGAUACAAGUUUUCUGGGUAUUCUAUUCUCGGACAAAAUCCUGCAAAUGUCGAAAUAGCACAAAACAACUAUACCGGAGAUAAAAGACCAAUCUAUUUUAUAUUUCCCGGAAUGGGAAGUCAAUCGUUGGAUCUGGUUAAAGAUUUGGUGAAAUUCCCAGUGUUCAAAGAUGUUGUCGACAGAGCACACCAGACACUGCUUCCUCAUGGCUUCAGCGUUUACGAUUUGUUUUAUAAAUCCAACGAAAAAACAUUUACCGACAUAAUCAACGUUACGAUCACAAUUGUAGUCGUGCAGAUGGGACUCGUGGAUAUUUUGUCGUCAUUGGGUAUUAAGCCCGAUGGUAUCAUAGGCCAUUCAGUGGGUGAACUCGCUUGUGCAUAUGCAGAUGGUUGCUUUACAUUGGAAGAGACUUUACUGACCAUGUACUGGAGGUCUCGUAUUUUGACCCAAGUAGAUAUUAUUCCCGGGGCUAUGGUCGCUGUAGGAUUAUCGUGGGAAGAAACUAAGAAAAGGCUUCCAGAAGGUGUGAUAGCUGCUUGCCACAACAGCGCAGACAGUGUAACUAUUUCUGGACCCAAGGAGUUGACUUUGAAAUUUGCCGAAACUCUUCAAAAAGAAGGUAUAUUUGCCAAACCCGUGGAUUCAUUAGGUUAUGCUUUCCAUUCUCCAUAUCUGCAAAAGUUAAUACCGGCUCUGAAACCGUACUACACAAAGUUAAUGGUCAAUCCAAAAGCAAGAUCAAACAAAUGGAAGAGCACAUCAUUACCAGAAAGUCAGUGGAAUACAGAAGGAGCCAAGUAUUCAUCGAUGGAGUACCAUCUAAAUAACAUCAGUUCCCCUGUUUACUUCCAUGGAGCUAUGCAGCAUGUGCCAGAAAACGCUAUAACAAUUGAAAUCGCGCCUCAUUGUCUCCUGCAAGCAAUUCUAAAAAGAUCUUUACCUCCGACAAUAACCAACGUCGGUUUAACUAAGAAAACCGUUUCGAACCAUGUAGACUUUUUGUUGGAAGCUAUCGGAAAGCUGUAUAUUGCUGGGGCACAGCCACAAUUGAAAAAUCUCUAUGGAAGUGUAGAAUAUCCAGUUGUGAAAAAUACACCAAUGAUAUCUCCGAUAGUCAAGUGGGAUCACUCUAACGAAUUUUUAGUUGCAAACUUUGUAGAGAAAGGUUCUGGAUCAAAUGAUAACGAAGUGGAGGUUUCUAUUGCAUCAGACCAAGACAAAUAUCUUAUUGGGCAUACGAUCGAUGGACGUGUAUUGUAUCCUGCGGCAGGAUAUAUGACUUUGGUGUGGAAAGUUUUCGCAAAAUCACAAGGAAAAUGGUUCGAAGAAGUACCCAUAGUUUUUCAAAAUAUUAAAUUUCUCAGACCCACAGUUCUGAACAACGACACGACCGUCAAGUUCGAAAUAAACAUUCUCAACAGUUCGGGAGACUUUGAGUUGCUCGAAGGAGGAGCGUUAACCGUGUCUGGUAACAUUCGCCUGUUGAACGAAAGCUAUUCCGAUUACCAUCUACAACAUCCGGUAGCCGUGUCUGAAAAAAUGGAAUUAAAUUCGGAAGAUUUCUAUAAGGAGUUGAGAUUGCGCGGAUAUCAGUACAAAGACAAUUUCCUUGGGUUUAUCGAAGCCAACAUCGAUGGCACUAAGGGCAAAGUCGCUUGGAUAGGUAACUGGGUGUCGUACAUCGAUACGCUUCUCCAGUUUCAGCUGAUAUCGCUCAAGUCGAGAGAACUUCGUUUGCCGACCAACAUCAAAGAAGUCAUCAUCGAUCCGGUUUAUCAUAAAAGCGUUAUUGAACAAUCGCCGAAUCCGAAUGAAGUCGAAGUCAACAAUUUCGUAUUUGCCAAAACUACACAAUCGGCCGGGGUUACUAUAUCGAAAUUGACCGUGACACCGGCACCUUUGAAAAAGAACACUCAGCCAUCUCCGACGUUGGAACGGCAUUCGUUUAUACCUUAUGUGUACAUAAACAACGACAUGACGACUUAUGAAGUGCUGUACGCCGUGGUCGGUUUGUUUAUGGAAAACGUGGGAGCGCAUUAUUUAAAAGCAGCAGAAGUAUACAAAAAGAACGUGUUGGCGACCGACAUUGUUGCGAUCAUCGAAAACGAGGCCAACUUUUAUGUAGACUAUUCUGUCCUCUCGAACGGACCCGUCGACAUCGAAGAAAGCAAGUUGUCGGCUCAAGACAUCAACGUGGUCAGCUACAAUGUGGAUAACGGACCGUUGCCCGAACAAUACCAUCUGAUUGUCGCCGAAGACACCAAGUUCAAUUCGGCCUUGUUGAAUAAAAUUUCCCAGGGUCUGACCACGAGGGGUUUUGCUCUUCUGGUCGAAGACGCGGCCGCCACGUUUAUAACCACCGCAGACUCUGCCGACCUCCAACAAGUACUGGUCGUGGAGAACAACAAUAGGAAAUAUUAUCUUUUGAAGAAGCGUUCGCCACAAUACGAGUACACCGCUUUCAAAGUCGAGGACGGACCGUUCACAUGGGUGGAUUCGCUGAAAAAAGAACUGGAAAACAUCAAAGGCAAUCCGAACAAAAAAAUAAUAGUGUACAGCGACAAGAACGUCAACGGUGUUCUUGGAUUUGCUAAGUGCCUGGUCGAAGAGUAUGUAGGCGAGUCCAAUCCGAUCAGGUGUGUACUCGCCGAUUCCGGUAAGAAAUACACGCUAAAGGAUUUCGCGCCGAUUCUAGAAAAGGAUCUGUUCUUCAACGUGGAACAAAACGGCGUUUGGGGAUCGUACAGGCAUUUGCCAAUCGACGUCAACGUUUCCUCGAAAAUACCAACGUUCGAAGCCAACGUGACGGUACAGUCUAAAGGUGACUUAACGACACUCCAAUGGGUUCAAGCAUCCAAGUACUCCAACUAUACUGGAAACGAUGUGAUCAACGUUUCAUACGUAGGCGUCAAUAACGUUGAUUUGGCCUCAGUGUCUGCUAUGAGAACCGAAUUUGGUGUGGAAUUUUCCGGCAUAAAACCGAACGGCAAGAAAGUAAUGGGGAUAACAAACUCUGGAGCGUUGUCUUCUACGAUUCAACAGAACAAAGCUCUCGUAUGGGACGUGCCUCAGGACUGGACUCUACAACAAGCGGCAACUGUGCCGUAUUCAAUUUUCAUGGCCGCCUACGCUUUGAUAUACAAAGGAAAACUGUCAGAGUCCUCCAAAAACGUAUUGGUCUUUGUCAACGAAAACACUGUCAACUAUGCUGCUAUUUCGGUUGCUCUAUCGUGUCAAUGUAAGGUAUUUGUUGUCGCCGAAUCCAACGAACAACUCCAAUUCGUCCAUACUAAUUAUCCCGGAGUCAGUCAGUUGUCUGGUACGCGAUUUGAUACAAAAUUCGUCAACAUGUUGCUGAGUUCAACCAAAAAUCACGGUAUAGACUAUGUUGUUUUGUCCAAGGACGUCUCCACUCGUCUACCAGAACUGCUUGCCGCCGACAACAAAGUCAUUCUAACCGAGAACGUCGACAUUUCAGCCUUAACGAACUCGUCCGUUGCGUUCGAACUGAUAUCGGCUAAAUUCGAAGACAUUUCGCUGGUCGAGCAACUAAACACCGAAGUAUAUACGUUUAUCGACGAUAAACUUAAAAAUGAUCUCAUCAAACCCAUACCGUUUAUUGAAUAUGAAUAUUCGAAAGUUGAAUCUGCGUUCAGAGCAUAUAACAACAACAAAUCGGGGAGAAAAAUCUUGAUAAAAGUGAACGGAGAAACGUUGAAAUAUAAUUUCGAAACGGUCGCACGAGUGCAUUUCGACUCGAAGAAAAGUUAUAUCCUAUCAGGCGGUCUGGGCGGAUUCGGAUUGGAGCUUACCGACUGGGCGAUUUCUCGGGGCGCCAAGAAUAUUAUUCUCUGCUCGAGGAGUGGAAUCCAAACGGGAUACCAGAAAUACAGAGUUAGCAGUUGGAAGGAACAAGGUGUCAACAUUGAAAUUAGCACGUACGAUUUGACAACGUUGGCCGGAGCUAAGGAAACGGUCAAUUUAGCGUCGAGUUUGGCACCAGUCGGUGGAAUAUUCAAUUUGGCCGGUGUGUUACGUGACGCGAUAUUCGAAAACCAAACCGCGGCAAACUUCCAAGCCGUGUACGCCAGCAAAGUGUUGACCACCAAAUACUUGGACGAAGCGUCCAGAAGCGUGAGCAAUGAUUUGGAAUACUUUGUCACGUUUUCGUCGAUCUCGUGUGGCAGAGGAAACAUAGGUCAAACCAAUUACGGUUACGCCAACUCGAUCAUGGAGAGAAUUUCAGAGCAAAGACAGAAAUUAGGCCUGCCCGCUCAAUCGAUCCAAUGGGGAGGCAUCGGCGACGUCGGAAUGGCGUACCAGUUGACUCGCGGUAACGACGAAAAGGAAAUAAACGGAACUUUAGCACAAAAGAUGUCGUCGUGUCUAAGAGUGUUGGACAUACUUUUGUCCCACAACUCGGCUGUGGUAACCUCGCACGUGAUACCGAACAAAAGAAAGCAAACCAGCGACUCCAAGGCUCAAUCGCUCACGGACGCCGUCGCUGCGAUAAUGGGUAUCCAAGACCCGGCUUCCGUCAAGCCAGCUGCUACAUUGGCCGACCUGGGAAUGGACUCGUUGAUGGCGGUCGACAUCAAACAGUCGAUUGAACGAGGCUAUGGAUUGACUUUGACAAACACCGAAAUACAGAAAUUGAAGUUCAGCGAACUAGAAAAUAUCGGCGCUAAGUAACCACCGCGAAUAUGACAACGACUAUCUUUAUUGUUUAUCUUUAAAAUUAUUGUUAAAUGAAUAAUUGUAGUUUAAGUAAUAUUAUAAAUUCUGGGCGACGUACAUUUUAUCUGUGCGUUUGUAAUAAAUUAAUUACAGAUGCGUUCUGUUCGAGAUACAUAACGACAUGAAAUUAUAUUUAUACUUUGCAUAGGGAUUGAAUACACAUAAAACAAACCACAACAUAUAUUCAUAUUAAAUACGGAUAAUGUUAUCUAUUUUUUUUUUUUUUUUUUGCCAGUGAAGUUUCACUCUCAUUUUGUGAUAUAAGUACGCCUAAGUUAACGGUAUGUUUAUGGAAUUAAUUGUAAUAUAUAUUUUUUUUUUUUGGUCAAUAUAUUUGACAUUUAAAUAUAUCAUAUUAUAUAUUAAUGACAGUUUUAGUAUAAUCUUAGUUAUGAAAUGUAUACAUAUGUUUCAGUUGAAAACUAAAUUAUGUGUUAUUAAAUUAAUUUUGGUUAACUAAAUUCAUUCUGAUUUAUAUCACUUCCCUUCGACUUCCUUACAUGAACGAUGUACCUGUGUACUUGCAAUUAUAUUCUAGUACUUGCAAUUAUAUUCUAGUAAUAUUCCAUGAGAUUACAACGCGUCGACAAUAGGGUGGUGAUUACUUAAACAAUUUUCUUAAUCAUUGAAUUGAAAGUUUUGGGACUUCACAUAGUACUUAGGAAAUAUUGUAAGGGUUUAAAAAAUGUCAAUUAAAUGUAUGUAAAUUAGUGACUAUGUAAAUAUAUGUGGUGUUUCUUUUUGGAAACAUUUUUGAUUAUGCUA
Messenger RNA from Adelges cooleyi (spruce gall adelgid), 7169 nucleotides. RefSeq names its product fatty acid synthase-like. Bases 264 to 6359 code for a protein of 2031 amino acids. Lineage: Eukaryota; Metazoa; Arthropoda; Insecta; Hemiptera; Adelgidae. The transcript is spliced from 32 exons. Gene Ontology annotation, biological process: fatty acid biosynthetic process. The record is from RefSeq and is a predicted model, not a curated record. Gene Ontology annotation, molecular function: phosphopantetheine binding; 3-oxoacyl-[acyl-carrier-protein] synthase activity; fatty acid synthase activity.